UCGCGGGGACAUUUCACGCAUAAUUUAUAUUAUAUGUAUACAGGCGUUUAUGUUAUUCAGAUAUAUAUAUAACUUAUAUUAUGUUAUCGUUUUUGCUAGCACUUGUUAGUGACGCUGAUGUGAUAGUAUGUUUUCACAGGAUUAACGCAUUUCAAAACUUGACGCUGAUGUGAUAGUAUGUUUUCACAGGAUUUACGCAUUUCAAAACUUGACGCUGAUGUGAUAGUAUGUUUUCACAGGAUUAACGCAUUUCAAAACUUGACGCUGAUGUGAUAGUAUGUUUUCACAGGAUUAACGCAUUUCAAAACUUGACUCUGAUGUGAUAGUAUGUUUUCACAGGAUUAACGCAUUUCAAAACUUGACGCUGAUGUGAUAGUAUGUUUUCACAGGAUUAACGCAUUUCAAAACUUGAAUUAGAACAUUGGGGUUAUGUAACAUCUAACGGCAUAAAAGAUCUGUUAAUUUGGAAUAAACAAAAAUGAUCACUAUAUAUGUCUGGACAUUUCUAACACUUUUUACAUUCAACCAAACUUGGAUAUGUGAAGGACGUGAACUUCUACAGUACUUAAAUCGGAGGGGGACACCUGCUCGCGUUACUUAUAGUGGCACAAUUGUAGUCUUUAUGAACCACAACUAUGAUCCCCACAAUGCAAUAGACGGCUUAAAGGGUUCACCAGACGAGUGCAACUGCUGUGCUGGUUUUAAUCGGCCCGCAACUCUAACAAUUGAUUUAAAAACACCUUACCAUUUUAGUCACAUCGUGUUGCAUGCACGAUCUGAAACCGGUUUUGAGGAUCAUUUCCGCAACCUCAAUCUAGCUGUCAAAAGUACCGCCUCAACUGAGCAAUCGUAUCCUAUAUCUGCAACCAAUAAAACUUUUAUACUGAGCGCUUCAAAAGCACUUCAGGACGUACAGUCGAUUGUUAUCAGCAGCACUGGUGUAGGAUUUAUGGUGAUAUGCGAAGUGGAAAUAUUUCAACCAGAUGUCAACUUAACGUCUCAGUCAUCUACGUAUAGCACCUGUUUUGCGCAUAAUGCUAUAAAUGCUGAGACCUUUACGAACGCAGGGUUCAAUGAUCAGUUGCUUUGCCAGGCUUGCAGCGCGACAACAUUUGAAACGGAUCCGUGGUGGGAACUUGACUUAGGAAGUUUAAAAUUACUGAAACAGAUUAAAGUGUUUGGACGAACAGAUAUACUCUCCUCCCAAAGUACAAAUAUUGAACUGCGCAUAAGCAAUACAUCUUUGGGUGAAUCACGAAACGGAACGCCAGAAAAUAUAUUAACGAUUUCAAUGCAACAAAUAGUUUUGUUUGACGGGCCUAGACUAGCUAGAAUCAUCAACAUAAAACAUGCACGUACAACCGUUGACACCAUCCUAACUGUUUGCCAAGUUGACGUGUACGCAGGUGAUUGUUUAAAAGGCACAUACGGAGAUGCUUGUUCACGAUCAUGUCAUUGUAAGGACACGUGCGAUUAUGCGACAGGCGAUUGCAGUGCUUGCUUACCUGGAUGGACUUCAGCAAGUUGCGAUAAAGCGUGCGUCGGAUCCUACGGUGAAAACUGCUCUUACCUCUGCACCGGGAAUUGCCGUAACAACGAAACUUGCAAUACUGAGAACGGACAUUGCUCACACGGCUGUAAGCCUGGAUACGAUUUUAGCAAGGACCCUUUGUGUAAUACAGUUUGCAGACAUAUCAACAUCCCGCAUUGUGUCUCUGGACAACAACAAUGUGACGGGUUCUCUGAUGGAAUCAUGUGUACUCAGUGUGAGCCUGGAUAUCAUUCCGGAGGAUACAACCAAGGCUGCAUUGAUUACAACUGCACGUUCGAAUCUGACUCCACGUGUGCAUGGACUGACGUCACGUCCGGUGAUGACUUUGACUGGACACUAACUUAUGGUGCCAGGGGUAAAUAUAUGUACAUCGGGACUAGCGGUUCUAGAAAAACAGGCGAAAGAGCUUGGCUGAUAAGCCCUAUGCUUCGCUCUACGUCCUUCACGGAAAAAUGCCUUCAGUUCGGGUACAGCAUGAACGGGCUAUCCAUUGGAAUCAUAAGUGUGUACAUGACCGCGAAUGGUGAGAAGCCCGGGUCUUUACUGUGGAGAAUGUCUGGUGACCAGGGGAUGGAAUGGAAAGGUGCUUCAGUAAAUCUGAGCUCUCUGGAGCAGUAUCAGGUCAUUAUUGAGGCGGUAGUUGGCAACAGUUAUUUCGGAGACAUUGCCAUUGAUGACGUUGCUAUUCUCCCGACAGCUUGCCAGCAGGAGAAGGGAUUGCUGAUUGGCUAAGAGUCAUGAUUUCAAAUUAAUUUAGAACAAUCGUUUAAUUCAGGGACCUAUACAACAUAGGUCCCUGUUUAAUUACGUCAUUCAUUAUUUUGUUAAUUGUUUGAAAUACAUCCGAAACAUAUAAUAUAAACAUAAGUCGAAAAAUCAUAAAAUGAAAAGCAUCGUUAGAUAUAUACAAAUGUAUAUCAAAACUGGUUCUGUGUGUAUGAAAUACAGAUAUAUUAAAGAAGACCUUUAGAAUUUGGACAUGAUGUUGUUAAAAUCACUGCUCGAAUGUAAGCCCUUGUUUGAGUUCACGCAUUAAAUAGUCGUUUCAUUAAUCUGAACCUAGAACGGGUUUGAGAGUUGUACAAAAUGCUAUCAUUGCUGCUGCAAACACAGAUAUGAGGAAAGGGAAAAUCUUGCGAACAUCUGAGCACCUGAUUAUUUUUAUAGUUGAACCAUUUGCUACUAUUUCAACUAAAACACAAAAAAGGGAAAAACAAAUGACAUUACUUAAAGAGUAAGAAUUGAUAUUGUACAACAGGUGUCUUCUUUAGUUAAUAACUUAGGUUGUACGAGUGAUUAAAUUAGAGCUUGGCAAAGACUUGACGAACACCCUGACACCGUAUGACAUAUUGUGUAGCAAGUUUUUAAAAUUAUUUUACAGAACAUUCUGAUUUGAAAGGCUUACUUAACUAAUUGCAAAUACGCCUCUUCAUAUAAUAAGGAAAAAUGGUUGAAUUUAUUUAAUGCAAGAAUACGUCUUCAAGCAGGCAUAACUUCAUGUCAUAACGAACCGAAAACGGGUAUGAGUGUUUUGUCGGAUAAAUGUGUGUUUACAGACAGUAACAGAGACAAACACAGAGGCAAACAGACAAAAGACGGCGAUUCUGAUACUGGUACACACCCACGACGUCGUAGCUGAGGGGCGUAUAAUUAAAGUGCAAAAUGUUACCCCUGUACCUGAACACGUAUAACAAAAGUACACAAUCUUACUUCUUCCUAUGUUUAAGACGCUCAUCCUACGGUCUCCUCCGCAUGUCUUGCUUUUGUCCCUAUCACAUGGUAUGUUUCAUUCGGAAUCCGGUCUUCUCACAGCUUCCGGAUUUAUGCUUCCACACCAACAACUGCUGCCCGACCAUAACACAAAUAUAAAUACUAUUCAGAAUUUAUUUUGUUUUAUCAACUGUACCUUCUUCUUUUCUUACUAUUCUAAGACUUAUAAUUUUGUUUUAUCGGCUUUUAUCGUAAUUUAAAUUUGUACACAUAAUAUAUAAAAAUUAUAAUCUUAAAAUACAUGUGUCAUACUAUAGCAAAAAGAAUGCCAAACAGCCUUGAACUCAUAUACAUUGGGUUUGACUAGUAUGAAAUCAGUGUACAAUCUGAAAUGGAUUUUCACGUUGCAUUAAGAUACAUGGAAGUGCAACAAACCAUAUCAUCGAGUGUAUAACUAAACAAAAUGUAAAACUUACACAUAAUGUUCAAUAUAUGAUACUAUAAAUACAAAUUCAAAUUUUAUUAGUUUUGAAUUAUAUACGAAUUAUUAUAAAUCAUAAUCCGUACUCAUGUAACAUUAUAAAUUACAAAAAUUUACUCUGUUUGUGUAAAUGUAUUAAAUGUAUUCUUUUAACGGAGCCAACAUAGUUAUGUUUAAGGUCUGCCUCUUUUUGUCAUGCCACCAAUAAUAAGGACCACAAUGGAAAUAAGGGCUUGCUCUUUUUGUGUUAUCAUUGGUUUGGUGAGCAUGUCAUAGUUUAUUGUAUAUGAUAUAGUUUUUAAUAAUUGCUUAUUAUUUUAUUCUAUGUUAUGUUGUGAACUGUGUAUAUGCUUGCUAUGCCGAAAUAAAUCUUUCUAUCUA
Messenger RNA from Dreissena polymorpha, 4124 nucleotides. RefSeq lists its product as uncharacterized. The transcript is spliced from 12 exons. Gene Ontology annotation, cellular component: membrane. Gene Ontology annotation, molecular function: protein binding. NCBI's taxonomy places the organism in Eukaryota, Metazoa, Mollusca, Bivalvia, Myida, Dreissenidae. The record is from RefSeq and is a predicted model, not a curated record. The coding region runs from base 479 to 2284 and encodes 601 amino acids.